Molecule: messenger RNA, 711 nt
Organism: Clavispora lusitaniae ATCC 42720
Lineage: Eukaryota; Fungi; Ascomycota; Pichiomycetes; Serinales; Metschnikowiaceae
Product: tRNA splicing endonuclease subunit
Biological process (GO): tRNA-type intron splice site recognition and cleavage; tRNA splicing, via endonucleolytic cleavage and ligation
Cellular component (GO): tRNA-intron endonuclease complex
Molecular function (GO): nucleic acid binding; tRNA-intron lyase activity
Source: RefSeq, a predicted model, not a curated record
AUGAUCCAUCUUCAAGUUGUUCAUGGCACUGUGCUUGUGUUCGAUGUUGAAAUAGUGGCCCGUAUUCGUCUGCUUGGGAUCGUGGGCGUCCUUGUAGGAACAUUACCCAAGGCGCCACAGCAGAAUGUGUUUUUGGGUCUUCCUCUCCAGUUGAGCACAUAUGAGGCAUGUUGGCUUGUCGCUCAUGGCCACGCCCAGUUUGUCGAUGCCCUCAAGUAUAAUGAGAUCAUUGCUUCCAAUAUUUCGAUCGACGAUACGGAAGGAAGAAUCGGAGAUGCCCCGAUCCAGUACGCAGUUACACCCAACAGUUUUCCCUCUUUGACAGACGUUGACAUCAGUCCCGCUGUUCUUUCCAAUAGUGAUUUUCUAGCCAUGCAACAAGUUGCUCCGGAUUUUGCUGCCAAGUUCUCAGCGUUCUGCUAUCUUCGAAACCUUGACUACUACCUUAUGCCUGGUUUGCGCUUUGGAGGAGUUUUUGUAGCUUAUCCAGGGGAUCCUCUUAAAUUCCAUUCCCAUUUGAUUGUCAAAGUAUUAGCCCCGGGACAAAAGAUUGACCUCUUGGAACUAGUUACAAGCGGAAGGUUGGCAACCGCAGUCAAAAAAGCAUGGGUACUCAUGGAUGAGAAACCUCAAGUACAAAAGAAGGAGCCCCUUCUAGAUACACAGGGGAAUACCCGAGCGUUUUCUAUCGAAUGGGCAGGAUUCGGUUGA